CGUGUCUUAAGCUCCGCCCCCCUUUCCUCACUUCCGCCUUCUAAUCUUGGUUAGGAUAAAAUUUACUGAAAUUAUUUGAUUUUUAAGCAUUAGAAGCCGACGAAAUCGGACAGAUUUUGUACACAGGCAGUGUCUCGUGAAAUUCUGCACAAAGAAGAUGAUUGUGAGGAAGCUGCUGAAGACCGUUCUCAGUGUGGAACAAGCGGAGGGAGUCGGCGCUCGGGUCCGAAGGAGCAUUGGUAGGAAGGAACUAAGCAACUUGGAUCCUUUCCUGAUGCUGGAUGAGUUUAAGGUGGUCAAGCCGGCAGGUUUUCCAGACCAUCCUCACAGAGGAUUUGAGACGGUCACGUAUGUUUUGGGGGGAAUCACAGCCCAUGAGGACUUUUGCGGUCAUUCUGGACGUCUGAUGCCUGGAGAUUUACAAUGGAUGACAGCAGGACGGGGGGUGGUCCAUGCUGAGAUGCCUGUGUCAGAGGAGCCAGUGGUGGGACUGCAGCUGUGGGUGAACCUCCGAAAACAAGAAAAGAUGAUUGAACCAGCAUACCAGGAGCUUAAAAGCUCGGAGAUCCCAAAACGCAGCCAGGGUGGGGUCACGGUCGCCGUGAUAUCCGGAGAAGCACUGGGAGCAAAGUCUAAGGUUUACACAAGAACACCAACCUUGUAUUUGGACUUCAAGCUGCAGGCCGGGGCCAUGCAUGUGCAGCCAGUCCCCUCUGGAUGGACCACCUUCAUUUAUACUCUCUCUGGAACUACUCAUGUUGGCUCAGAUCAGGACCAGCAGCCGGUGGGGCCUCAUCACACUGUGGUGUUUGGAGAUGGUGAUUGUGUCAGGUUUGAAAACAAGGGCUCUGAAGUUUCUCAUUUUGUGCUGAUUGCUGGAGAACCGAUCAACGAGCCUGUGGUACAACAGGGUCCGUUUGUAAUGACCACUCAGGAGGAGAUCCACCAGGCCAAGAUGGACUUCUAUAAUGGCACAAAUGGCUUUGAAAGAGCCAAACACUGGAGGUCCAAAAUCAGAGAUUCUUUUUAAGCAGUGCAGCUCUUUAUACAGGUUGUUUCUCUCUUGCACCCUGCGGAUUGGAGAGUGUUGUGAUAUUUUGGUACAAACCUGAUGUACAACAAAAAAAUGACACUGAUUUAGAGCUUUAAAUAUACUUAUACCUAAUCAUAAUGCUUUACACGGGUAUCUUUCUUAUGCUGUUUAUAGUUACAGAAAUAAUAUAUACAAUACUGUAUUUUGGUGUUUUUAAGUGGGUACAGAAAUACAUGUAAGGUAGAAAUACAUGUAUGCUAUGAUUUCUUGAUUAAUUGUAAGCUGUGGUCUUUUUUUUUCAGUAGGAUUUCCUCUGUCUAUCCUCCUCCACUGCUUUCCUUUGCCAUCUUUGUGACCUUCAACCCCAAACUUUUCACUUCUAUUUUUGUCAUAAUUAUCUUGACUGCUAGAUGGCGCCAUUAACACAAACUGCAAGUGCUGCAUUGAGAUGUUUGUACAAACCUGCUUUAUCAUAGUGGAAGGAAGGGCUCUUAUUUUGCUAAAAAAGAAUAACACAGCAGUAAUAUAUGUUCUUAACCAGCACUUUAGAAAUGGAGAUUAGCACAUAUGUUGAGAUGGUGUCAUGUGCUUCUGCUAGGCGCCUUCAGAGACUUAGUUUAUUUUAAAAAAAAGGAUUUUAAGUUCUGUUUCGAGAACUUGUGGCGUAAAUUCAUCCUUGUGGAUUUAUAACCCCUGCAAGAUGGUGCUACUUAAAGCAUGCCUUCCUGAAGGAGAGUGUUUAGUCGCUGCUACUGGGAUAUAGUUCCUAUUGAUUAAUUCAUCUUCACUGAAGUUACCAAAGCAACCACAUAGAGAAAUUUCCCUUGUUAGAUAUUUUAACACAAGGUUUGGCAAAAGACUAAUUUUCCAUGAAUAAUAAGCACUUUGUUUUCUCUCCUUUAUUUUAUUGACUCACUACAUGUUUGCUCUAUGUGUAUUCCAUCUUCCCUUUGAAUCUGAUGUGUGUUACCUAAAGCAUAUGAGUAAUAAAAGUUAAGAAGAAAUUUA
Messenger RNA from Xiphophorus hellerii (green swordtail), 2041 nucleotides. RefSeq names its product pirin (gene pir). Gene Ontology annotation, biological process: monocyte differentiation. NCBI's taxonomy places the organism in Eukaryota, Metazoa, Chordata, Actinopteri, Cyprinodontiformes, Poeciliidae. The coding region runs from base 158 to 1030 and encodes 290 amino acids. The transcript is spliced from 10 exons. Gene Ontology annotation, molecular function: quercetin 2,3-dioxygenase activity. The record is from RefSeq and is a predicted model, not a curated record. Gene Ontology annotation, cellular component: nucleus.